UUUUAGUCUUCUUUGUCUAAUAUGAAAACAAAGCGGGUCGUUUUAGAAUGGAUUAUAGCAUACAGUUUUAGUUUAAUAGGGAGAAAGGUUGGAUUGUGUUAGAAUAGAAAUUAAUUUGAUUUUCAAGUGGUACCACUUGGAAAUUAGGCGGAAAGCAUGUAAUCAUAAUGACAUCUCCCACAUUCAUCCUGGAUGAUAUGUUAUAUAUACUAGUCCUUUAUAUGCUUUCACUAGUAGGUAGGAUAUCUAGCUGGCUAACCUGUGGACGUUUGAUGAACAGCAAAGAGAGACGAACAGACAUGUGGCUGCAGUAUUUUCUUGCCUUACUUGUGUUUCUAAAUGUCCAUGCCGACGACAGUGAUUCUUUUUCUAUAUUUGAAAAAUGGAGACUCAAAUGUCAUGUGAAACAGUGUGCAAGGGGAUGGGUAUGCUCAGACACGUCGUGUUAUCAUUUCACGGAACAAAAAGUAACGUUCGCGGAAGCUCUUAGAAUAUGCCGUUCGAUUCGAGCCGAACUGGUGGAAGUAAACGACGAGAGGGAAUUUCAGUUCUUGAGGUCCCAAAGUUACAGCAACAACCUGCCAUCUGACUUCUGGAUUGCCUUUACCGAUUCAUUUGAAGAAGGGAAAUGGAUAUGGGCAAACACAUGGAACAAAGGCUAUUUCACAAAGUGGAUUCCUGGCCAACCUGAUGAUUACCAUCAUUCUGAAGAUUGUGUCCAAAUGUGCCGUGAUUAUGAUUACAAAUGGAACGACCGUCCUUGUGGUGACAGGAGGCAGUUUGUUUGUGAAAAGUGAUGUAAUUUCAAGGUACAGAUCGACCGGCAGAAUUCUAGAUGUUCUACUUCACUUUUCAUUUUGAGCCUCACUACCUUACCUACCGAACCUACUUGACGUGUGAAUGCUUGUAUUGGAGACUGAUUCUCAUCAAGGAAAUACCGCCCUUCGGUUUGCGCAUGCGUGUAAAUUACUUUAUACAACAAAGGGAUAUUCGAUUGCAAUAGUUUUAGAUACAUUUCAUGUUUUGACUUUCAAAUGAUAUUUAACAUUUAAAACGAAGAAAAUGGAAUCGUUUUCGUAUACUUCAAAUUAGUGUAUGAUAAACUACCAACACCACGUGUAUUUGACUGAGACUCCGUAAUCAAUUAUUUACUCUUUAACCCUAUGCUGACGGCUUGAUAAUGUGCAUUCAUUUUACUUUAAAUUUAUAAUAUCUACAGUUUCCUAGUUAGAAGUAAAAUAGUUUGUAAAUGAGGCAUGGUGUGGUUACACUUGAAAUAUUUCGUAGCUUUCCGUAAAAUCUGUCUGACUUAAUCAUAAUAUCGUAUAUUUAUUGACAUUUUCUUUACAAAAUGAAGUAGUUUCUUAGUGCAUGGCUUAAGAGAUGUGUUUUCAAAUCACUACAGAGGAUAGUGAGAGUAAACAUCUGACAAACUAUGCUUAUAAGUUAUGAGAUUACUUACUGACCUACUUAUGAAAUUAUGAUUUUUUUAGUAACGGCACACAGCGAAGUAAAUGCAAAUUGUAACCUAUAACCUAUUGAUAUUUUAACAAGUAAAAUUGUAGGUAACUAUUUGUAACCUCAAUAUUUGUCCAGUAAAUGAGUGACUUACAUGUACUGGAUACUGCGUAACCAGGCAUAAUAAACCAUUAAGUGAGUCAGAAAUUGAAAACCUCUAGAUGUUGAUUGGAUGUUAAGACUAGUAUAACUGUAUCAAGUAAUGGUUUGUGUCAUUAUUCUCAGCAGUGAUUUCCCAGUGAUUUUGUGUGCAAUAAACUUUAUAUGUAGUUUUGUGCUCAGAAAAAAUGCUGUACAGCAAUACGAUAUAUUGCAUCAUAAAUCAUUUUACAAGUUUAACAGAAACCAUGAAAUGUAAUAUUUGGUGAUCUUAAACACUGGUUUUGACACCUGUCAUGAAAAAUUGGACUACACCGAAAACUGUAAAACAGUCUCAACAGCCGAUAUUCUUGGUCGUCAAAGUUGACAAAACAAUGUUAUUUUUAUGAUAGGACUUAUUUCCUCAAAUAUGUCGUUGUUUUUUGUGUUGUAUCAUGUGUUCUUCACUAGUUAAUCUUGUUCACUUCUCUAUAGCUUUCAUGUCAUUUUGAAUAAAUCUGUAAAAAAGCAAA
Messenger RNA from Mercenaria mercenaria, 2129 nucleotides. Its product is annotated as perlucin-like. Bases 168 to 797 code for a protein of 209 amino acids. The record is from RefSeq and is a predicted model, not a curated record. Lineage: Eukaryota; Metazoa; Mollusca; Bivalvia; Venerida; Veneridae. Gene Ontology annotation, molecular function: signaling receptor activity. The transcript has 6 exons.